Dermacentor albipictus is the source of this 4103-nucleotide messenger RNA. RefSeq names its product membrane metallo-endopeptidase-like 1. Gene Ontology annotation, biological process: protein processing. Gene Ontology annotation, cellular component: plasma membrane. Lineage: Eukaryota; Metazoa; Arthropoda; Arachnida; Ixodida; Ixodidae. The record is from RefSeq and is a predicted model, not a curated record. Gene Ontology annotation, molecular function: metalloendopeptidase activity.
CACGAGGAGGAAGAACGCGCUGGACGUUUGUCGAGCAGGGCGAAAACGUCCGGCGUAAGAAGAAGAGGAGGAAGAAAACGAAGAAGGACGAGCCUCGCCAUGGAGCAGCGUUCCUCUGGAACUCCGACGAAGACCGCGGAAGGUGCGACGGCCCAGCGAAAAUCGAGACGCAGUCGUCGCACCGGUUCGCCUGCCCGGAAAGCCUCGAAGCCGAAGAAGCACCGGGAACCGGCUGGGCAGCCGGCUGCGCUCGACGCGAGUCCGCGCACCGCCGCCCAAGACAGCCCCGCGGACUCGCGCCCGGGUCCUUCGCCCAAGCGUAGCGAUUCCAUUGGCAGCAACUCGCUGGCUCGCAUGAAAGACCUGGCCCUGAUUGGCCUGGAAGACCAGCGUCGCCCCUCCGAGUCGUCAUGGCGGCGUGCGAAGGUGGCGGGGAUGUCGUGCGCCCGCACCGCGACUCCACUCUGUGUCUUUUGUGUGGCGCUGGUCGGUGCCGGCGUGCUCACCGCCUUGAUCCUCGGCUCGUCAGCGACGCGCAAGGCCCGUCAGAUGGCCUUCCAGUACAAAGGCUGCACGACCAGGUACAGCCUACACAUGGCCUACAGCGAGGUCAGCGUCCACCGUGCCAAGUGGCUCAACUACUCCAAAGCCUACGGCAAGCGGCUAGAAUACGUGCGUUCCAUGUACAGACUGUACGGGGCCGGAGACACGCCGCUUGCCCAGUUGCGGGACCUGGUGGCCGACGAGGACGCGUGGGUUCGCGCCGUCACCGAUGGCAUCGCGAGCUCCAACCGCGUCAUCAUGAAGCUGCGGUUAGCCCACCUCGACCAGCUCACUCCGAACGUGAGCAGCCACCGCUGGCUGGACUACCUGAAUGAACACCUGCGUCCGCACCGCCUCUCACCGGACGACAAACUGCUGCUCGUCGACAAGAUUGUGAGCACCGUGACCAACAACCUCUUCGAGAGGUUCAGCAAUGCAGCCAUACUGGAGCAGGUCGCGUGGCGCUUCAUCCAGGACUACUCGUACGCCAACUCGUACGCCGCCGCCGUCGCCACGUUCGGCAACAUAGAAGCCGUGGCUCGCUUCAGGCCCCGCAACUGCUACUCGUUCACCGAGAGCCGCUUCCAGAAGUGGCUUUUCGUGUGGAGGGUCCGUGAACAGCUGCAGCCGCCCUUGCUGAGCACCGUCAACGCCAUCUUCGAAGACUUGCGCAACACCACCCAGCAGCUGCUCUCCGACGCGGCGCCUUGGAUAGAUCCGGCCGCCCGAAUCGAGGCGGUGGCCAUAUUGCAGCGGUUGCACCUGGAACCGUUCUGGUCGCUGUUCGGUGCCGAGGGAUUCAAACCGACGCUGCCUCUCGGCGCCAUCCGCAAGUACCUGGACGCCUUCCCGACGCAAUUUUCAUCGCCAUUGAAAGGCUGGAUGCAGGCUGCCGACCUGCACCGUCGCACGUUCCCCGGCUGGCCCCUCAACGACUCGCUGCUGCACCGCCACGGCGAGUACUCGUUCCCGGUGCAGUACGACUACUGGUGGAACUCGGUGUUCCUGCACCUGGCCGUGGCGGCGCCGCCCAUGUUCUACACGGACGCGCCCGCUUCGGUCAACUACGCGGCCUUCGGCACGGCCGUGGCCAGGCAGCUGGUCAGGGGCUUCGACCCGCAGAAGGGCGCGUUCCUGGACUCCAACAGAACCGUGAGGAGCUGGAUGUCGAGAGCCACGCGCGAAGAGCUGCAGAAGAAGAUCUCGUGCGCUGGCGGCAGAUCCUCCGUGCUCAUGGACGUGGCCGCCGCCCAGGUCGCGUACCGGGCCUUUCAGGAACACCGAGCGGCCGAGCCAAGACGCUACGCCGUGAGCAAGGACAUCUCGCUGACGCCGGACAUGCUCUUCUUCGUGACUCUCUGCCGCAGCCUGUGCGGCCGCGGUGAACUGUGUCCCAAGGUGCUGAGCAACAUGGCUGCGUUUAGCCGCGCGUUCUCCUGUAAACCCGAUGCGCCCAUGAACCGCGCCGACAAGUGCUCCUUCUUUGAGCAGGCGUGAUAUAUCUCGCCAAAUAUGGAACAGUGGUUGCCGAGUUCCAUCUAGAGGCACCAUUCGUUUGUAUGCCCAUAGCGUUUUGCGUGAGAGUUUUAUGAAUUGCAAAUAACGUGCGAUAUGAGUACAAUUUUGCGCUCUUUUUUUUAAUACUUCGCCUGAGCUCACGGGGGUUGCAAUGUGGGCUUGUGGGUAAUGUAUCUUCAAGGGGAGUACGGUAGCGCGAUUAAAAGUUGCGACAAAAGAAGGCACAUAGGGACAAGCGCAGUUCUUGAUCAAGAUUUCAACGUACGAAAGAUGUUGCUUUCCAUGCAGCUCAACUUUUUUCCUGAUUCAUUUAUAAUUUUUGCUUGCGUAUUUGCUUUUGGCGUCAAUCUCCGUACGGAACGUGCUUCAAUUAAUAAGCUGUUACUUAAGGACGUGAGGAAAAGCGUGUGCGUUAGUACCUGGUUCUUCCAUGUACGCGUCAUCGUCGUUAAAUAUUCAGUUUAGUGUAUAUCGUAGAUCGAAACUUUGGAAUAGCCAAUGAAACACAGCGGAUUUAGGUCUGUUCAAGUGGAUUACUUUUAGGGCAGCGUUGCCUGCCCGAAUAAUUGCUAUGUACAGGUGGAUAAGUUUAAGAAUGUGUUACCUUCCUUUUCUUAAUUGUUAAUGUUGGGGCACAUGAUCCAAUUACAAAAUUAAAGUUGAGCAGCAGUGAAGCCAUGUUUGCUUAUCAGAAAUCGUAAAACUAGCACCACUUCCCUAAUAUCCGGCCCGUUAAAGAGACCGACAGCCAGUUUUUAUAGUACAUUUUCAGCUGUGCAACUGAAGGCUUACUGGUCGGAAUGCCCAAUCCUGCAAUGGCAACGCGAAAUAACGCAUUGGAACAUUUUUUAUAAAUUAUUUUAUCUGUAAUCGCUAUCAUGUUCAUGCAGUCAUACUGGAAACAGUCGUAUAUGAGCGCGAUAGCGAUUGUACGCCGACGUCAGUGGGAAGCAGACAAGUGCGGCCCUAGCCGCAGCUAAUUUAUCUGUUGUUUAUCAAGCCGAUGUUCAUGCUUAGGUCAAGCAGUUUUAAAUGAGCUUAACUGUAAGGCCAAUGCGUUCUUUUUUAGAAUUUUGAAACGGAUGUUUCAAGAGUAGCACUAGUCUUAUCUUUCGGCUAAGCAGGCAUGGUUCCACGACUGCUUAGCUUUAGCAAAUAUUUUAUUUAGCUACAUGGACAUUGCAAUUUGUUAUGCAAUUAAUGCCCGCCUCUUAGAUAAUCUACCUUAAUAGGCCGAAUCGUGUCGUAAGUCUUCAUAAUUGUGGCUUCGUUUAUUGGGCUUAUGUGUCUAAAUCGCCGAAAAUUACUCUUCGAAACGCCUGAAGGCAUUGAGUCUCUCCGUGCUUGCAUAAUCAUUGCGAAUUCUUGAACCCAUAGCGUGAUAUAAACUGUCAACAAUCAACAUGUGUAACGAAGAAGAGUAGCCUGCCUGCGCCACAGCGCCAUCGCUACCGGCAUGAGCUCGUGGUUGCUGUCUUUCGCCGAAGGCUUGUGACAGCUACCCGUUCGCGCCCGUUGCUAAUAAAUCUCUUAGCAAGUUUGCGGCCGGAACGGUAGAGGACGCGGAUGUCGUACUCCUGUAGCUUAAGGGCCCAGCGAGCAAGUCGGCCAGAUGGGUCCUUAAGGGUAGACAGCCAAGAAAGGGCGUGAUGGUCAGUGACGACAUCGAAAGGGUGACCAUACAAACAAGGACGGAAUUUUCCAAGGGCCCAAAUAAUGGCUAAACACUCUUUCUCUGUAACAGAGUAAUUAGCCUCGGCCAUUGUCCGAGUUCGGCUCGCGUAGGCAACGACAUAUUCAUCAAAGCCCGCUUUUCGUUGUGCGAGUACGUCGCCAAGUCCGACGCCGCUGGCAUCGGUGUGGACCUCUGUGGAUGCUGCAGGAUCGAAGUGGCGGAGGAUAGGUGGCGAGGUUAGCAGGCGGCGUAAUGUCGUGAAGGCGUCAUCACAGGCGGGCGACCAAGCGUAAAGUUCUUUGUCGCCACUUAGAAGGGCUGUCAGGGGUGCGCUUAUGGAAGUGAAAUUUCGAAUGAAACGUCGGAA